AUGAUAAAGCAAACAAAAGAUGGCGAACCAAUUUUUAUUCCACCUGCUAAAAUCUUACAAGAAUUAAAGUAUUUGCAUAAAGAAUUACCAGCAUUUUGCUAUUCUUGGGCUUGGGAGGCUAGAUGUGUAUGUGCUUUUGAAAAAGGAGAAUUCAUUGAAGCAAUAAAAGAGUUGAAAUAAAUUGGUUGCUAAAAACGAUGCGAAGUAUAUGCGAAAAAGCCUAUUCUUAUUGGGAAACGACUUUUUAAUGUAAGAUUAAUUUCAUAUGGGGCAUCAUCUCCAAAAAAAAUGUUCUUUGGGCCGAACCAUUUAGCUCAUGCAUUUGACAAGCUGAUGUUUGAUUAUGUAUACAUAUUUUUGGAGACUGCUUAAAAAACAGCAAAAAAAUUGUAAUUACUAAUAUAAAAAGCUGAAAGCACAAACAAUAAUAGAUAAAUCGCUAGCUUUAAGGAGAGCUACAAAAUACUACUGGGGAAGGAAUAUGAGGAAUAGAACAUGGAAGAAGAAUAGAAUGAAGAUCAAGAGUGAUUAAAAAUCAUAAUAAUAAAUAGUCUUGAUAUAAAUUUAAUUUUAAAAUAAAUUAUAUUAAUGAUGGAAUAUAAUUA
Paramecium tetraurelia is the source of this 605-nucleotide messenger RNA. RefSeq lists its product as uncharacterized. The transcript has 3 exons. The record is from RefSeq and is a predicted model, not a curated record. NCBI's taxonomy places the organism in Eukaryota, Ciliophora, Oligohymenophorea, Peniculida, Parameciidae.